CUAUCAAGACUUCGACGCUUGUCUGCGCAGGUAGAUAUAAUUACAUCUACACUUAUACAUUCUAAUGCAUGAACUGAGGGUGUGCGGAGGACUCAAUGCGCUCACUGCUGGCUGUCGUGGCCAAGCCGCGGUUCUAUACCACCUAAGAGGAUGUACAUCAGUCGGGCUGACUCACCGGCGAUGGCUUCUGGGGGACGACCCCACACGCCAGCAGCUUGUGCAUCAGAACUGUAAUGCCUAUCUGUGUGUGAAACGUCUUCAGGUAUAAGUAUGUAGAGCUUUGCGAGACGCCUUGUCAUGAAGGGCAUUCCAAUAUUGAUGAUAUUGGUGUGCUGCGCCGCAAAGACCAAGACGAGGAGUUAUCAUGUCCGCCCCUAUAUCCACCCAUGAAGAGGCUGUCGCUUCCUGGAAGGCAAAUGCCGCUUAUUGGGAUAACGGCAUCCAGGAAGGUAACAAGUACUGGAACCGCCUACAGGAACCUGCACUCACGCGUAUGAUUGCAUUCCGGCCUCUGGCCGAGGCGCGGGUGCUCGAACUGGCCACGGGGAAUGGUCUUGUGGCUCGCUGGCUUGUGGAUCAAGGUGCGUCGGUUCUAGCUACGGAUGUAAGCACCGAGAUGUUAGACUUCGCGAGACGCCGUGAGAAGCCUCAUCACGAGGGGAAGAUUGCUUAUCGACAACUGGAUGCCACGAAUCCGGAGGCGUUAGGUGCGCUUGCCGAUGAGCAUGCCACCGCCGGUGGUUUCGAUGUCGUUGUCAUGAACAUGGCGAUUAUGGAUAUUUCUACUAUCGAGCCGCUCGCUGCCGCGCUUCCGAAAUUUCUCAAGAAGGAUGGCAUCUUUGUCGCUACCUUAUUACACCCCGUCUUCUUUACAUGCGGCGCGCGACGCAACAUCCAGAUUGCGGACGGCGGGCCCGACGGCUACCCUGAGAUUAUACGUACGAAAAUUAUUGAGAAGUAUCUCGAUGUACCACCAUAUCAUGGCGUUGCAUUAUAUGGACAGCCAGCACAGCAGAUCUAUUAUCACCGCCCGCUGCACGAGCUCUUUUCCACGUUUUUCAAGACUGGUCUUGUGAUGGAUGCUAUGGAGGAGCCAGCAUUCACUUCCGAGGACGCCAUGCCCGAACGCCUUGAGGCUUCUUCGAAUUACACGCAGCUUCCUGCCAUACUAGCUUUCAGAUUGCGACGGCUUAUUUAGAAGAAUGUAAUGGGCGAACACAGUGAUGCUUCCAAUUGUGGCCAACCAUUUACGUAUCCGUAGUAUCAUACUUCUAUGGCUACUAAGUAGGCAGGCAGAUUAUAACAUACU
Molecule: messenger RNA, 1309 nt
Organism: Xylaria bambusicola
Lineage: Eukaryota; Fungi; Ascomycota; Sordariomycetes; Xylariales; Xylariaceae
Product: S-adenosyl-L-methionine-dependent methyltransferase
Exons: 4
Coding region: 365-1198 (277 amino acids)
Molecular function (GO): S-adenosylmethionine-dependent methyltransferase activity
Source: RefSeq, a predicted model, not a curated record